GAAGCCAAGUUCGAGGAAAACUAUCUCAUGUGAGGACAGGGAUUUAUUUGAUGCCAUUUAAAAUGUCCGAGGAAUGUACAUCUUCGACCGUUUCGGUAGAAGAAAUUCGUUCUUGGUGGGAAGUACCCGCCAUCGCACACUUUUGCUCUUUAUUCAGGACAGCAUUUGGGCUCCCAGACUUCGAAAUUGAGGAACUAGAAGAGGCUCUCCUGAUAAAUGAUAUUGACUUUCUUGAUGAUCUCAUUGCUUGUUUGCUUCAAGGCUGCUAUCAGCGCAGAGACAUCACACCUGACAGUUGUGACAUGUACCUGGAAGACAUUAUUAAACAUCGAUGGGAACUUGAAGAAGGGAGACCAAAUCCACUGAAAAACACGAAGUUCAAAGAAUUACCCAUUCGUUUACGUGUUGAGCUGUUGCACAGGCUAUGUGACUACAGAUUAGAUGCGGAUGAUGUGUUUGAUCUUUUAAAGGGUCUGGAUGCUGAUAAUUUGAGAGUGGAACCUUUAGGAGAAGAUGCCAUUGGAGCAACCUAUUGGUAUUUCUAUGGCACUCGUUUAUACAAAGAAGGACCAUCUUUCACACUGGAGAAACAUCAGAUGGAAGAAAUUGAAAAUGGAAAACUAAAUACCUAUAGCUCCAAUUACAAACUUAUCAACAUGAAACCUAAAAAGAGAGGCCGACCAUCAAAGCGGAAGAAAUUGGAAGAUAUUUAUUUUACAACUGUGAGUGAAUCCAUGAUUGUAACCCAAGAAGUACCUUCUAUAGAAGAUUCUCGACAAGAAUGCAGAAGUCAUGAUCCAUUGAAAACCCCUGGAAGUUGUGGCACUUGGGAACUGGUGUGUCAGACAGAGGAGGAAUGGAGGAAAUUAACGGAAUGCCUCCAGACAAACACUUCUGUUAAAGAAAGACAGCUGCAUGCAACUCUCACUGAAGACUUCCUCCCUGAAAUUUGCAAUAUGAUUGCUCACAAGGAGAAACAGCUGCAGAAGAAGCUGUCUGAAAUGGCUCCCAGGAGAAUUUCUGACCGCCUGACCCUAAAACGGUUGCAGCAGGAGGAAGAGGAAAAAAUGUCUGCUAUUGCAAAGGUAGAAGAACAAAAGCGAAGAGAGGAAGAAGCAGAACGUCAACUACUUUUGGCUGUGCAGAAAAAGGAACAAGAGCAACUCAUGGAAGAAGAGAGGAGGAGGGAAUUUGAGGAAAGAGUCAAAGCUGUAGAAGGCCGUGCUAAAAGGAGGAAGAUGAGAGAAGAGCGAGCCCGGUUACUUUCUCAGGGAAAAGAAUUGCCUCCUGAACUUAAGAACCUUGAACCACUGUUCCCUAAAAAGAAAGAUAAGAAGACAAAAGACUCAUUUGAACUGGAUGAAGAUUACAUUGCUAUGUAUAAAGUCCUAGAUGCUGUGAAAGCCCACAAGGAUUCUUGGCCCUUCCUUGAGCCUGUAGAUGAAUCAUAUGCCCCAAAUUACUACGAGAUAAUUGAAACACCUAUGGAUCUAUCCACCAUUGAAAGAAAACUUAAUGAGAAACAAUAUACUGUGAAAGAAGAAUUUGUUGCUGAUAUGAAGGUUAUGUUUGAAGAUUGUCUGGAAUAUAACGGUGAAGGAAAUGAAUACACAAAGAUGGCUGAAGCUCUAGACAGGUGUUUUAACAAAUCAAUGCUGAAACACUUCCCUGCAGAAGAUGCUGACAGCGAUGAAGAGUUUAAUUUAAGGUGGGAAGAUCGGGAAAAGAAAGAUCGGAGACGGAAUAAGUCAAAUCGCUUUGGAAAAGAAGCCACUGAAACUCUAAGUAAAAUGACUGAUGAAUCUCUCAGACAACAAAAACAGAUGAAUGGAGAAGUGCAAAGUGCUGGAACUGAGAUGAACAGUGGCCAGUUGCAGCAUGGGCCUCCUUCAAGGAAAUUAGGAGUAGAAAAUGGGCAGACUUAUCCUCUUACACCACCGUACAAGGGAAUGUCGUGUACUGAUUCACCACGUCAGAUGUAUCAUCUUCAAGGACAACAAAGACCAUCGGUGCCAUGUAUGUUUGGAUCUCGGCCAACUGUAGAGACCCAGUAUCAAUAUUGUUCCCCAAGGGAACCACUGCUGGCACAUCAAGUACGACAGCAAUUGCAUCACCAAUUUAUCAUGCAGCAUCAGGUAACUGUGAAUGAACAUCAGGGGCCUCGGAUGUUAGCAGCUGGCAAUAAAGCAACAUUUCCCGGGCCAGUACAUGGGCCACCUUUAGGCCCUAGACCCCCAUCAGUGCCUCAUGGAACAGUGAAUGCUCCACCUCAGGAAGGAAGUUUGUACCCAAGCCAACCAUUUCAACCAGGAUACACAGCACACCGCCUGGAAGGGCCAGUUCACCGUCCAAACACUGAUUUUCAGGGGAGGCAUGUGUACAAUCCAUAUGGUCGCCCAAAUGGUCCAUGUCAUGGGCCUCAUCAUGUAUGGAACAGUAAUAAUGAUGGUUCAAUUGAAAGACCUAUGGGAUCUGUUGAAAAAAAUCGACUGGUUGCUCCAGGCCAGUCCCCACAAUCACAGCAUCGCCCAUUUCCCCAAAUGAUGGAGCACAAUCUAAUAAGGCCGUCUGUGCCACUCAAUCACUGGCCAGAUCAACCAGAUUGUCUACCUCAAAAUGGGCCGCCAGGAUAUCCCAGACUUCCAAAUUCACCCCAAGCACCUAGUGUACAGAGAAUGCCACCUCCUUUCCUAAGACACUCACAUCAAGGUCUCCACAUUGAUUCGAUGCUAUCUAGUCCAGAGAUGAUUGCAAUGCAGCAACUUUCCGCCCCAGUCUGUCCACCAGGGCAGUCUUCAGCAUAUCUUCCUGGUACCCAUGUAUCAGCAGCACAGCAGCAACAUGGUGAAACCCAGCAAUGUAUCUCCAGUAUGCAACCUCACAAACGAGCAUUGGAAGGCGGUGCUGAUUCAUUAGGAAUAUCACAGCAUGCUGAUAGACCAGAAAAUAUUGAUGAAACACAAGAAAUGAAGCCAAUCAAAAACAGGUCAAUUGGAGGUGAACAAAAACAACAAUGCAAAAAUUCAGGAAUCUCUCCUACAAAUACCGAACCAACCACACAACAGCUCUCCAAAGGUGACAUCAAACGGAAUCCAGCCAAUUUUAUUGAAUCGGAUACAAGUGAAAGUCAAAGUAAUGGGUUGAGAUCUAUCGAAGUUGAAGAGGAAGAAAAAUGUGACAUUAAAUUGAAAGAUAUUAGCAGUUCAGUUGGAAAGGCACAGAAAGAGUCAAACAAACCAAUUGUAGGCUCCAAAAAAAGAGCCAUAAAGAACAGUGCAAAGAAUAAUAAAAAAAUCAGCAGCAGAGUGAACAAAGAGAAAAAAGUCAAAAAUCAAAAUAAAGCUGAGGUGAAGAACCAUAAUGAUAACCUGGUCAAUGAAAGUGCCCCCAACUUCAUACAUUAUGCCGAAUCUUCAGACCAAUUAGCAUCCAACAAUUUGAACAGAAACGAGUCUGUAAAAAAUACGAACACGUUAACAGAAGGCAAACAGGGAAAAAAUAAUGGAACUAAUCCUGGGAUGAUGGGAAUUAUGCCACACACACAAUAUGGACAUAAUCCAGAAUACUCCGUUGCAGGACAGUAUGGUUUGGCUCGUGGUUGCAGACCCUUUGGAAGAAGUAUAAGUGGACCCCAGACUUUUGCAAACACACAGCCUUUUCCUAAUCCAAGAUUUUCUCAGCAGUUGCCACCUGGGAUAUACCCCGCGUAUCAGCACCAAGUCCAAUGUUAUCCAUAUCAUGCUUCCCAGCAACAGAUUCAAUCACCAUACCACCAAUAUCAACAUCCUCAUUACUAUGCUUAUGCUCAAGGGCAAAGUUAUCCUCCAGAGGACUGGCCCCAGUCCCUAUCACCAACAGGCCCUCACCUACAGCAUUCUAGCCAUUUGUCAGUACAUAAUGGAAAUGGGAAAACAUCAGUGUCUAGUAUUCCUUUGCAGGGUUCGGAGAGAUCAUCAGACAGUCGCACAUUGGUAAAUGCAACACAGGAAACAAUGAAUGGAAACUCUAAAGAAAAGAAUGACAUGAGCCAGGGGACCAAUAACAUGUCACACACCACAAAGGAUGAAAAAUUAAAUAAAGAACAGGAAAGGCCUGAAAGUCCUAAAGAAAUUCUGGAUCUAGACAGUCAUAAUGCUGCUGCUAAAAGACAUAAUGCUCAACCUAUAAGUGGACUGAUAUACAGGGGACCUGGAGUACAUCCUGGGAUUCAAGGACCCCACGGAAUUCUUUCACAUUCAUCUGUUUAUACAGCCCAGUCGUCUUCUCUUUUUAACACUAACACUAAUCCUUAUGCAACUCGGCGACCACCUCAGGCCAUGCUGGGGGCUUCACGUCAUCAUAUCCCGCCUCAUCAGAUAAAUGGCCAGCCACAAACCAGAAUGCCUUUGUACAGUCAAUCUGAUGAAAGAAUGGGUCAGUAUCAAAAUAUGGUGAUGCAGCAACAGGGAAUUAGACCACCAGAAGAACAUUACAACAUAAGAGGGAUGUCAGUACAGGAGAACCCAUAUCAGAAAUCUGUGUCGGGAACAGAAAUAGUCAAGGAAGUUGAGCAGAAGAUGCCAGCUUCAUUUUCUGAUCAGAAGUGAGCAAGAUGGUUGCAAACAGAGCCAAGAUCUAAGAGGACAUUGUUGUGACAGCAAUUCAGUGUUCUAGUUCAAUGGGUAGAUGCAAUUUUUCAUUUUUUAAAAAAAAAUAGGUAUUAUGAGAAUCUCAGGUGUAAAAAAUGUACUUUAAAUUGUAGCAUUUCUAUCUGUGUAGGGAUUGGGUUAAAACUGGUUUACAAGAAUAAAUGAUGCCUUUUUCUCUAGUCUGUUGAAUGUAUCUAUGAACAGGUAGCAACUAAAAAAGCAAUAUCUUAUGGAUGUAGCACUGCAGUAAGAUACCCAAGCAUCCUUUUAAUAAGCUCAGAAUCAUUUUAGAAGAUUUCUGUAGAAAUCUGUUAUUGUUGCCAAUACAUGCACGCAACAGUUUUAUUUUGUGAUGCAGUAGUUUAGUUGCAGGAUUACUAUUUUCUAUUUUGUAUGAUUUUCCCCAGGUUAUUCAAUAAUGUUACAUUUGAUACACUAAAUUGCUGUAAUGAGAAAUCAUUCUGCACUGAUGCACAGAAUGUUAGUUGUUCUGCAUUUCUUUGUUUAAUAUUGUCUUUUUGUAUUUGAUGUGUUCUCUGCUGCUGAAAUUGUAAUAUUUAAUCGCCAGUCUCAGGUUUGCUUUCAGUGGCUAUAUCACAAAUACUAAAUCCUGGUAAGAAACCCGAGACAACACUAAAAUAAACUUUAUUUUAUUUAAAAUAUUUGAUACAAGUUCACCAGCUAAAUAUUAGUUCCUGUACUGUUUAAAUCAACUGAGGUAAAAGAUAGGGAAAAAGGUCUUUUAUUGUUAAAUGCAAUCAACAACUCCAUGGUAUUGCAGCCUCAAAAUCACAAUUGUGUAUAACAUUUUUUAAAAAUAAAUCAGUUUUGUCCUGGAAUUAGUCAAUUGAUUUGAGUCCCCUGCUCCUGGUCAACGGCCUCCCAUUUUCAUUUUGGCUUUCAAAUGAAUAACAUAAUUAUCUCUCAGAAAUGAAGCCUCAGCACAUUAAGAUGCACAUUACCCCCAUCCCUGCCACUCUCCUCUUGUGUGCUUAUUAAUCAUUACAACUGGUAACCACUACACUGUGCAGUGAAAGGAUGUUUGCAUUUAGUCCUUUGAAUUGACCUAAAACGUUAAGAGUCAUGUUUGACCAGGUGAGGCAUGGUUCAUAUAUAAAUUCAUUUUAAAAUAUAAAAUCUGCAGUUACAAUUCUUAAGCAUGUAGUGCGACAUGAAUCUGCUGUACUUUAUCAGUGCCAACCAUGCCCACUUCACCAAUUAUUUGGACACUGUGGUUUGGUCAGGGAUAGACAUGUCAGUCAUGACUAUAUGAAAUUCCCUGGGCUUGAAGGGAAAAACUAGUAAGGGUUCCCAGUGUGGUUUACUGUUGGUUAGUCCUUUUUUAGAAAUCCAUGCAUGUGUGUGUAUGUAUGUAUGUAUGUAUGGAAUUGAGUCAGGGCAGGUUUGGAUUAGGUUCUGCUGCUUUCAGUUAAACAUUUGCUGACACGUAAUGUUUGCACUCUUAAAUGAAGAAUUGCCGUUUUUGAGUUACAAGAGGAUUGCCAGCACCUGUGCAUCCAUACCUUGGUACAAAAUAUGGAACUUGCAUUAAAUUCAUGGCUUCCACGUUCUUGUGAUGUCUCAAAAGUGCUACAUAGUCAAAUUAAUUACCUUUCUGUAUUUACAAAAUUAUAGGUACUGUAGUUUUGGAGACAAAUGUGGUCAGUUUGCACACUGCAGGGUUUUACGCACAACAUUGAAAUAAUCCUGUUUUUCUGUGAUGAAUGAUAAAUGUUGGCCAGGACUCUCGGGGAGAUGCUCCUCUUUAAACAGUAGCAUGGGAUUGUUUACAUUCACCCAUCCCAGGUAGACAGGGUCUCUGUCUAAUGUCUCAUCCAAAAACCUGCCUCCAAAAAAGCAGUGCCACCUUAAUAUGCACUGGAACAUCUGCCUAGAUUCACUCAAGUCCUGCAGUGGGAUUUGAAUCCACAACCUUCUGACUUAAAAGUUAAGAGUGCUGCCACUGAGCCAUGCUGGCAUUAAUGUCAGCACUUUUUGGAAAGUGGAACAGAAAUUGAGAACAAUGAAAAUGCUUUGGAUUCUUUUUCUCGAUUUCUGACUUUCUUCGCAGCCUCUUGAAUUCUUUCUAAGAACUCUGGCAAAUCUAUGCAGCAAUAAUCCCGCAUAUUUUCUUUAUCAAAGUCUUGCUGUAGCAUUUGACGAUCCCAUUUUAUAAAGGAUAUUUGUCUUGUCUGAAGGCAGCUAACAUACAGCCACUUAAACACUCCAACAAUUGAUGAUCUUUGAUCAGACUAUGUGGAUUUUAGCUACUUUUUAAUUAUAUAAAAGACAAAACAUACCUCAGACUGUCAGUCUUGCAGUCUUCCACCAAGUCUGCACUAGCUACAGCCAGUAUUUUAAUCUUUUCCAAGGCACUAGAUGCUGGGAAACAUAAAACCUAUUUAUUUGUACUUUAUAUUUUGUAUAUGUUGAAAUUUUGUAAUGAAAUGCAAUGUCAAGUCACUUUGGUUACAGUUGUGACACAUACCUCAGUUGUUCUGUACUAGGGCCCUUAUGUAAGAAAACAUUUUUAUUGUUGCUUGACUGACAUAGAUUAUUUUCCAUAUGAAUUUACUAUUUUCUAUA
Messenger RNA from Stegostoma tigrinum, 7214 nucleotides. Its product is annotated as chromatin remodeling regulator CECR2-like. Gene Ontology annotation, biological process: chromatin remodeling. The coding region runs from base 51 to 4586 and encodes 1511 amino acids. Gene Ontology annotation, cellular component: CERF complex. The record is from RefSeq and is a predicted model, not a curated record. Gene Ontology annotation, molecular function: protein binding. The transcript has 19 exons. Lineage: Eukaryota; Metazoa; Chordata; Chondrichthyes; Orectolobiformes; Stegostomatidae.